AUGGAACAACCAUCAAUCACCUAUUCUGCUACUCAAUCUGUCGACUAUCUUGGACAUACUCAUAACUGGUCUGACACUGAUGUUAUUUCUUCUUACAAACAAGUUUGUCGAGACCUCACUGCUUGUCAAGAAAAGUGUCGUGAAGAAUCUUUCAAUCAAAAACAACAACUUAAAAAUCCUCGUCCUUUAGUUGGUCUUCAACAACAACGCUCUUCGGGUAAGACUAUCGGUAACAUUAGUAAACAACUUCAACAACAAAAAUAUGAGUCUGCCCUUCGUGCCGAAGAAAAACGUUUGAUUCGUAUGAAGAAUGCCCUUUGGAGACGUAUGGGUUCUGCUGUCGGUUGCGUUGGAAAGGGCAAUAAACUAGUUUCUCCAAAAGCUUUAAAAUGGCAAAAAGAAUGCGAUAUUCUUUGGUUAUUCGGUCCCCUUUAUCAACCUGAUAACGAUCCAUUUAUGGAGGAUGAUGAUGACAAAACUUUAGUCGGAAGUCCCCCAGGUACUUGUUGCCCACCGUCACCCAUCUUUGGUGCUACUUCUGCAUCUCCAUUACCAAGUUCCUUUGAUCUUCCAACUCCUCCUUCCUCUCCUCAGAGCUCUCCAUCAAUUUACAUUAAACCCGUUUUAAAGAAACCU
Messenger RNA from Dentiscutata heterogama, 636 nucleotides. NCBI's taxonomy places the organism in Eukaryota, Fungi, Glomeromycota, Glomeromycetes, Diversisporales, Gigasporaceae. The record is from the annotation of a GenBank genome assembly.